This is a messenger RNA of Strongylocentrotus purpuratus (purple sea urchin), 1764 nucleotides long. Its product is annotated as actin, cytoplasmic. The record is from RefSeq and is a predicted model, not a curated record. The transcript is spliced from 5 exons. Lineage: Eukaryota; Metazoa; Echinodermata; Echinoidea; Camarodonta; Strongylocentrotidae. Bases 108 to 1244 code for a protein of 378 amino acids.
CCUUGAAAUUUCGAUAAAUCUAAAGGAAUUUAAUAUACUACAAGCUAUUAACAGAUUUUGCUGUGCGACUCUCAAAGUCGAACUCAACAACAACACCAACAUCCAAGAUGGCCACCUACGAAGAUGACGUUGCAGCCCUGGUCGUUGACAACGGAUCGGGUAUGUGUAAGGCCGGCUUCGCAGGCGACGAUGCACCCCGGGCUGUCUUCCCAUCUGUUGUCGGUAGACCAAAGCAUCAGAUAAUCAUGGCUGGCAUGGGUUCGAAGGACAGCUACAUCGGUGACGAGGCCCAGAGCAAGAGAGGAAUUCUAGCCCUCAAAUACCCGAUCGAGCACGGUAUCGUCACAAACUGGGACGAUAUGGAGAAGAUCUGGCAUCAUACCUUCUACAACGAGCUCCGUGUCGCCCCCGAAGAACACCCGAUACUCUGCACUGAGGCUCCGAUGAAUCCCAAAGCAAACAGAGAAAAGAUGACACAGAUAAUGUUUGAGACCUUCAACACUCCAGCUUUCUACGUAGCUAUUCAAGCUGUCAUGUCCCUCUACGCCUCAGGGCGAACAACCGGUACCGUCUUUGAUGCUGGUGAUGGCGUCUCCCAUGUAGUGCCGAUCUAUGAAGGGUACGCCCUCCCUCAUGCCAUUCUUCGUCUUGAUCUUGCUGGACGUGAUCUUACGCAUUAUCUGAUGGGGAUUCUCGGUGAACGAGGAUAUUCAUUUUCCACUUCCGCCGAACGAGAAAUAGUCCGCGACAUCAAAGAGAAACUGUGCUACGUCGCCCUCGACUUCGAUCAGGAAAUGCAAACCGCUGCGUCGUCAUCGUCACUCGAGAAGAGCUACGAGCUCCCCGACGGCCAGGUCAUCACCAUCGGCAACGAGCGAUUCCGUGCUCCCGAAGCCCUCUUCCAACCGUCUUUCCUCGGCCACGAGAUGGCCGGAAUCCACGAGACAGUCUACAACAGUGUCAUGAAGUGCGAUAUCGAUAUCCGCAAGGACCUUUACGCCAAUACGGUGUUGUCUGGUGGCUCCACCAUGUUCCCAGGAGUCGCUGACAGGAUGCACAAGGAGCUCUCCGCCCUGACUCCACCCUCCAUGAAGAUCAAGAUCAUAGCUCCUCCUGAAAGGAAGUACUCCGUGUGGAUCGGGGGCUCCAUCUUGGCUUCUCUCUCCACCUUUCAGAACAUGUGGAUCAGCAAGCAGGAGUACGAUGAAUGUGGACCAGGAAUCGUUCAUAGAAAAUGCUUCUAAACAGAAUGAUUAGGAAAAUAUUUUGAACAGGAUUUCACUCCAAGAUGACCAAUGUGAGGCAGGUCGGUCACUGACAAAUGAUUUUCCAAACUUUGCCAAACAAUGCGAUGUUUUUGGAGUUUUUUAAUACAUAUCCUGAAAAUUCUAAAAGUGGUUUAUUCCGAAGCAAAAUACUCUGUCCUUACAUAGUCUGUACAUAUAACAUUGGUUCUUAACGUUGUUAGCCGCAUACCCUCUCCCCUUCAGAGGGGACUUUACUCUCUCGCAAACAUAGCGAAGUACCAGAGUUACAAGCAGCGAACUUGCAUAAUAUUCAGUCGAUAUGAUGGCUGAAUUUGCUUCCCUUUGUAUGUGAAUGCAACUUGAAACAUGUAAUCAUAUCUUACAUAUCCUAUCGACUAUAGAAUGAAUUGAACAAUCUUUUCUCCCACCAAGGCCCCCUAAACGAGUCGUAGUGAAUCUUAGGCCAAGAACCACAGGGUCCUGUUUCAUAAAAUUUGUUAUCAAUAACAACUUACAA